Drosophila kikkawai is the source of this 1638-nucleotide messenger RNA. It is a transcript of the gene Rab3, whose product is annotated as RAS oncogene family member Rab3. Gene Ontology annotation, biological process: regulation of exocytosis; protein localization to plasma membrane; protein secretion. Gene Ontology annotation, cellular component: endosome; plasma membrane; synaptic vesicle. The record is from RefSeq and is a predicted model, not a curated record. Gene Ontology annotation, molecular function: GTPase activity; myosin V binding; GTP binding. NCBI's taxonomy places the organism in Eukaryota, Metazoa, Arthropoda, Insecta, Diptera, Drosophilidae.
AGAACCAUCGAUUUUCAGCAGCAGGAAAAGCAGCAGCAGGGAAACUGUGUGGGCAGCAGGCAGUCAGCUAGUCAGUCAGUCAGGUUGAAACAGUUAAAUUAUGAGAACGUAUACAAGACCUGCCCGUAUUCGCCGCAGCAGUCAAUUCGCCGUCUGAGAGCGAAGGAAGGAAAAUUUGUGUGUGUCCUUUGGAGUCGACGUGUCGAAGCGAACGAACUGAAUUGCGAGCAGAGCAAGCAGCGAGAAAAACUGGUGAAACUGGCGUAGCAUUGCAUACGCAUUCGCAUCCGCAUCCGCUGAAUAAUUGAGCCACUGCAACCACCUGGCCAGACGUGUGUGGGACGCGAGCGUGUAAAUAAUUGAUUGGGUAAUCGUAAACAAAGGGAGCAAAGUCGAGUCGAGUCGGAGCACCGCGGCGUAUGUUAGUCCAGUGCCAAGGCUGAGCUGCGUCCCUUCUUCCCCCCGAGCGAACAGGACCUGCCGUUGCUACCAUUAUCGAUUUGUGUGUAUGUGUGGCUGGCUGAGCGUGUGAGCAACAACACACGGAGGGGCAGGCACAGCACGUCAACAACAGCAGCAGCAGGAUCUUCUGCAGGACCAGCAUCGCCAGCAACAACAGCAGCAGCAACCGCAGCAACCUCAAGACAGCAAGCAAACCGCUCUAGACCUACACAAUGGCCAGCGGCGGAGACCCCAAGUGGCAGAAGGAUGCCGCCGAUCAGAACUUCGACUACAUGUUCAAGCUGCUCAUCAUCGGCAACUCCAGCGUGGGCAAGACCAGCUUUCUCUUCCGCUACGCCGACGAUAGCUUCACAUCCGCCUUCGUUUCCACGGUGGGCAUCGACUUCAAGGUGAAGACCGUCUUUCGGCACGACAAGCGCGUUAAGCUCCAGAUCUGGGACACGGCUGGACAGGAGCGAUAUCGCACUAUCACCACAGCCUACUACCGCGGCGCCAUGGGUUUCAUCCUGAUGUACGAUGUCACCAACGAGGACAGCUUCAACUCAGUGCAGGACUGGGUUACACAAAUCAAGACGUACUCGUGGGACAAUGCCCAGGUGAUCCUGGUGGGCAACAAGUGCGACAUGGAGGACCAGCGUGUGAUUAGCUUCGAGCGCGGCCGCCAGUUGGCCGACCAAUUGGGCGUUGAGUUCUUCGAGACGUCCGCCAAGGAGAAUGUGAAUGUCAAGGCUGUGUUCGAGCGUCUGGUGGACAUCAUAUGCGACAAGAUGUCAGAGAGCCUGGACGCGGAUCCGACGUUAGUGGGCGGCGGCCAGAAGGGACAGCGGCUGACGGAUCAGCCGCAGGGCACGCCCAAUGCCAACUGCAACUGUUAGAGCUCGGGAUGAUGGAAGGGCAGGAGGAUCCUGCGUGGGAGGAGGAGAAGCACCACAACAACAGCAACAAACCACAGACAACAGAAUUGGAAACUAGCUAAUUAGUCAGCAUUGAAACGAGGUACUCGCCGCUAAUCCUUCAGUAAGCCGACGACGAAAAGGCGGAGAUAAAGAUAAUGAUGAUAUAUAUAUACGUGCUUCCCCCCCUCGGGGAAGGGCACUAUGUUUGUAUCGAUAUGUGUAUGUAUAUCCUUUGCGUUCGGUCGUCUCAGUGUAAAUGUCAAAAUGUUAUUUAAUCCGA